AUGUCAACGCCUGCAGAUCUCAGAGAAUGUAUGUUUUUGUUGUUUUUUUAAUUGUUUUAGGCUUGUUAACGUGGUAUUUGAUGAAAACCUUGUUCGUUUUUGCUAGCUUUUUAGUUUGUAACAGGUUUAUUAUAGCACCGGAAAGUUCUUUUUAACCUAAAAGUUCUUAUUUUAGUUGUGAAAAAGCAAUGGAUGGCCAAAAUUGGAGAGAACGUUAUGAACGGAAAGCUGGAAGACGCGGCAGCGAUGGGAAAACUGGCCGACGAUGUUGUUGUUUUUGUUGAAAAGCUGAUAAAGGACAAUUCAAUGUUGUUUCACGACAUUGUUGAGAAAAAGAAUGGCGAAGCAAUGCCAAAGUUGAUCAAACCAGCGGAAAAUGUACUACAUGGAUUAUCUCCGUCUUCUUCUGUCAAUACCUUGGCGUCUAACAUGGAGACAAUGUCAGUUACAUCGAAAAAUAGUAGAAGUCGACGAGGUCGUGGAAAGAAGGGGGAUGAGGUAUGUUUUUUUUGAGUUUUGAAGUUUAGGUCUAUGUUAACAUGGAGUUUUGUUCGGUGUAGGCUAAAUAAUUAACAUAAUAUGAUUUUUUUCAGGCUUGUGAAACUUCGUCAGUGACUAGCUCAAAAAUUGACAAAAGCGACAAGAUUCCAUUUGAAUUCUCUUUUUCUAAAACAGACACAGCUUUCUUCAUUUGUUGUGGUGGAUGGGACAAAUCAUGCAUAACGUGGAAAUCUUACAUAUAUUUUAGAAGCGGGUUUCCUGAUGAUGUCAAGCAAGGUUUCGAGAGCUCAAAGGCCUUUUUGACUACAACUUUGAAGAAUGUGGCGAUCAUGUCAAAUAUUCACUGGGCGAAGCUGGCCGAUAUGGACAAGGUGAAGAAAGGAUUGAAGGUAAGCUUUGUGGGUUGAAGGAUAAGUUGUAAUAUUUUUUUCUGGAAUUUCUCGCUUAAUUGAAGUAGUUGUGACAUAAUUUAGGGCUACUUUGAACUUGUUUUGGCUUGUUUUGACCUUAUAUUUCGUUCCUAGAACUGCUUUUACACAAUUUCGAAAAUAACAUUUUCAGGAUUUACUAUCCACGAUCACCACAAAAGCUCCGAACGCUCGCGUCAGGUUCUGCGGUCUUAUCAGAAAAGAUUCUCAUAGCGGUGUGACGAUGUACAAUGCUACAUUGAUGAAUGUUUGCCAUGAAUUUCCAACAGUUACUUACAUCGAUCCAGACACGAUUGUUUGUGCGAUGAAGUGGUACGGAGCUGGACUUUCAAAUGAAAUGAUUAAAGCAAUGUUCAAGGAAGUUACUAAAACCUCGGGUUAA
This is a messenger RNA of Bursaphelenchus okinawaensis, 1311 nucleotides long. The record is from the annotation of a GenBank genome assembly. NCBI's taxonomy places the organism in Eukaryota, Metazoa, Nematoda, Chromadorea, Rhabditida, Aphelenchoididae.